AUGAACAAAUUCUUUGCCUUCCUUAUUUGCUUGGCCACCAUGGCCUCGGUUUCCGCCUUUUCUACAUCCUCUAGUUUCGUGAGCAGCAGCUCUACUUCUAUGCCAGUCAUUCAAAAUGGAUCCAACUUGGACAUGAAAAAGGGCAAAGCCAAUGUUCCACCCAACAUGAGAGGUCAAUUCAGGAAACAACAAGAAAUGGCCGCCAUGCAACAACAAAUGGUGGACGCCCAAAAACCAGGUAACGAUGGCAUGCCCGUCUUCAACCUCUUUGUUCGCACCAAGCGUCAAAAUAUCUGGUACCCCUGCGGUUCCUUCAAGGGAGAUGACCGAUCGGCUGCCUUGGCCAAGUCCUAUGCCGAAGGUGGACUCUUGUCAGGAAUUUCGAAAAAGCAACUUGAUGGAGGUAUUGCAGGAACCUUAUUCCAAGAUCUGGCCAAGCUAAAGGAAACCGUCGUCCGUGCUUAUCCUCAACUACGCAAGGCUAAAGAUGAGUUUGAAUUUGGUUACAAGCUGGCCUUUGAGGGAUUGUCAGAAGAACAAGCCAAAGAGGUUAUCCCAGUGGAACCCAAGGAGAACAAGGGAGUCUUGGAUGGAGUUCGCAACAUCUUUAGCUAA
Molecule: messenger RNA, 615 nt
Organism: Cylindrotheca closterium
Lineage: Eukaryota; Bacillariophyta; Bacillariophyceae; Bacillariales; Bacillariaceae
Source: the annotation of a GenBank genome assembly